AUGUCCACGUCGGAAUACAACUCCCCACUAAAGCUAAACGCCUUGGCAAACUUGAGCAGCACGCCUACACUGAAUUCAUUGGCAAAAAUUAAUGCUCCUGAAAGUUUGAAUAGUUCACCAAUAUUGAGCAAAUUGGCAAAGUUGAAUGCUUUGCCAAAUUUGAGAUCAUCGCCAAUGUUGAAUAUACUGGAAAACAUAAACACAUCGAUGGAGGCAAACACAUCAGUAAAUUCAAAUUCAGCAAAAGAAGUGAAUAUCUCAUUAGAUUCGGAUAAUGGAAUAAAGUUGGACACUUUAGCAAAUUCAAAUAAUGCAGCAAACUUGAGCAGUUCGCCAGAUAUAAAUAACUUGAACAUCACAUCAGAUUUGACCCCUGUGGUAGCUGAAUUAGAAAAACUUUGCGAGUCAUUUUCUCAGAAACAGCCUACAUCUUUACCAAAGAAUUCAUCAGGAGAGGGUGAGAUAUUACCAAGACGUUCUAAUGAACUGGAAAAUAAUGAAAGUGAGGAAAAUUUUGAUGAACUUAGCUAUUGGGAAGCGAAUUGUGAUGAAUUAAAAUCAAAAAUUGAACGCCUCCAACAAAAUGCAGCUUCAAUAAUUAAUUCUUGCGAAUUGCAGUUGGAACAAAGUGUUAAUGAAAAACAAUUUCUUGAAAAAAAAAUAUUAAAAGGUCAAGAACAAGUUCGAAAAUUAGAAGAAUUGGUAGGAGAGCAACACAAGAUUAAAAUACGAUUAACAGAUACCAUAGCUACUGGGCAAGCAAGAGCAUUGGGACAAAUUGAGGAGCAUAGAAAGGGAUUAGUGGAGGCUGCAGAACAGAAGAUAUUGUCAGUCACUAAAACUUACCGCAAGAGCGAAGGUGAAUGUAAAAAAUUAGAAGAAACAUUUCAAAUGGUACAAAAAAAAAAUGAAUAUCUUACUAAUCGUCUGGCAUCAGCUUUGGAUGAAAUGAAGAAUACAGAAGUUGGAGCAAUGAAUGAAAAUGAAUUCCGUUGUUGUUUUGAGAAACGAUUAAGUGCAAUUGGAGAAAAACUGAAAACAGAAGUGACAAAUCCUGACAUAGUAUGGGUCGGUCAAGAAAAUUUAGAAUAUGCUUUGAAUGGAUUUAGUGCAGCUGUAGAAACCAUCUUGGAUGAAGAGCCUUGUCUUGCCAAUUUAGCCCGAAGAAUUAGUGGCCUUUUGAACAGUGAAAAAAAUAUUACAAAUGAGGCAAAGAUAUUACCUGAGAAUGAAGGUGAUAGAAAUUCAGCGUGUCUUCCACAGGAGGAAAUUAUCAUGGAAUUAAAAGAAGAGAUAUUAGGCGGAAUUCAGGAAAUGUUAGAGAAGCUUCAAGAUCAACAAUCAGCACAACUUUUGAAUAAUGUUUGCAAAAUCAUAGAUGGAGUGAAAAAUUCAACGAAAGAUAUUGAUGCUAAUUUGAUAUUGCGUUUGGAAGAUUUAGCUUGUAUUGUGAAUGCUCUUGGCAAAAAACAAGCGAAAUUUUCUACUAUGGAAGAAAAAAUGGAAACUGUUAAAUUAAAGAUAGAUAUACUUUUUCAAGCUGUCACUGAAUUCAGCAAGCAUGUUAAAGCUCGAAAAGAAAUACAAAAAAUAACUGAGAAAUCGCAGUUGCAACAUACAGAUGCGUCAAGUAAUACAUCACGUCUUAGCAAAGAAAGUGCGGAUAGUCCAAAAUUUGAAGUUAGUGAUGAUUUAAAAAUGCGAUUUGAAGAAUCUCCAAAGAGAAUAGUGAUUUCAUCUGAAGAAGAAGAUGAUGAAUAUCCUUCCCUGCAUAAUCUUUCAGCUAAGUCAAGUCAUAAAAAGUACAAAGGUAAGAGAAGAGAUGAUUCACAAAGUUCGACAGAAGCUUUGAUAGAAAGUAAGUAUAUUUUAACCUAUACAAACGUUGUAGGAGCAUUACGAAUUCAUCAAAGAUGGAAGAAUGCAAAGGGUAAUGAAGAGCAGAAAACUUCGCCUGUGGCACUGAAAGAAGAAAUUUUGCAGGAAGACGUUAUGAAUGCUUUGUCACAAAGUGUGACAAAUGAAUUGAGUAAGAUGUGCCAGCAAUCGGAAAACUCAGCAUGUAGUGGGCAUAGCGAUGUUUUAAAAUGGAUAAUACUUACUGGGUGGUCGUUAUCUGAACAGUUUAAUUACAGUCCGGACGGUGUUUCGGCAGUGCAUAGGCAGCGUAUAAACAUUACUCUGAAAUUAUUUUGUAAUAACAUUGGAUUGUAUCAUAGAGAUGUGAAAUUUCAAACUGCCGCACAAAUAAUCGUUGGAAACUUUGUUGGUGGUCUAAGAGAUCAAGUUGAUGUAAAUGAUCACUGUGCAGGAUAUUUCUGUAGUUUGGAUGCCCGUCAAAGUGUCAUAGUUCUGGCAAAAAUGUUUGGCAACUUCUUGGGUGGUCUGAAGCAAGAAAUUUGUAACUUCCCAACAAAGUUUCCAAUACGUCAAACAAAUCGGAGGCAAGCAUGA
Molecule: messenger RNA, 2454 nt
Organism: Thelazia callipaeda (thelaziosis nematode)
Lineage: Eukaryota; Metazoa; Nematoda; Chromadorea; Rhabditida; Thelaziidae
Source: the annotation of a GenBank genome assembly